AUGAGGCUCACAGCCGAUCUCAUCCACAACUCCCUAUCCUAUCUCAAUCCUCUGAAAGAGCGUGAACUGGAUCUCCGAGGCCAUAGAAUCCCUGCCAUCGAGAACCUGGGUGCCGCAGGCCCACAAGAUGCCAUCGACUUCACCGACAACGACAUCGCCAUCCUCACCAACUUUCCACUUUCCCCGAGACUGAAUACCCUUCUGUGUGCGCGGAAUCGGAUACAAGGCGUGGACAAGAAGAUCGCGGAACAAUUACCGAAUCUGACCACGUUGGUCCUGACGGCGAACCAUGUCAAAGAGCUGGCUGACUUGGAGGGGUUGACUCUGUGUGGAAGAUUGACGCAUUUGAGCCUGCUGGAGAAUCCCGUGACGAGAAAAGAGCAUUAUCGAUUAUAUCUGAUUUGGGCGGUCCCGUCGAUACGCUUCCUCGAUUUCCAGAAGGUCAGAGACGCAGAGCGGGAACAGGCAAAAGAAUUGUUCGGAACUGCGGACGCGCCGACCGAAUUGGCAGCCAAGAUCAGAGGUGUCAAGAGUCGGACAUUUGAUGUUUCCGCAACGGGAAUUAAUGGCAAGGCGGAGGGUGCGAGAAAGGGCGUGCGGACACAGCUGACCGAGACGGAAAAGAAGAGGGUACAAGAGAUGAUCAAGAAUGCAAAGAGUCUGGCCGAGAUUACGCGGAUUGAGAAGGAUCUGGCGGAGGGGAGGAUCCCUGCUGGGGCGGCCGAUGCUGAUCGAACAGUCUCGUGA
This is a messenger RNA of Capronia coronata CBS 617.96, 747 nucleotides long. Its product is annotated as U2 small nuclear ribonucleoprotein A'. Gene Ontology annotation, molecular function: protein binding; U2 snRNA binding. The transcript is spliced from 3 exons. Bases 1 to 747 code for a protein of 248 amino acids. Gene Ontology annotation, biological process: mRNA splicing, via spliceosome. The record is from RefSeq and is a predicted model, not a curated record. Lineage: Eukaryota; Fungi; Ascomycota; Eurotiomycetes; Chaetothyriales; Herpotrichiellaceae. Gene Ontology annotation, cellular component: U2 snRNP.